This is a messenger RNA of Medioppia subpectinata, 1785 nucleotides long. The record is from the annotation of a GenBank genome assembly. Lineage: Eukaryota; Metazoa; Arthropoda; Arachnida; Sarcoptiformes; Oppiidae.
CAAAAUAAUCCUAUAUUAGGGAACUAUAGAAGUGAUCAGUUGUUUGAUUGGCAACCAAAGGGUGAACCAAACCCAAGCCACUGGCCGGGAGAGUUGGGCCAAAAGUGUAUUGUACCCGAAGAUACAGAGACUUAUAAUAAAUACUUCAAAUUUCAUGAGUUUAAUGUAUUGGCGAGCGAUAGGAUUGCUUUAAACCGGACAUUAAGGGACUCUCGAAGCGAUAGUUGUCAAUCAAAGCAAUAUCCAAAUCAAUUGCCAGACGCCAGUGUUAUCAUCGUUUUCCACAACGAGGCUUACUCUACACUCCUUCGCACUCUUCAUAUUUACUUAAAACAACAUCUCAAACAUUAUGUACGAGAGCUGUCUGUGCCCAUCAAAAUCAUACGCCUGGGCCGCAGAUCUGGUCUAAUUCAAGCGCGAAUAUUGGGAUCGAGUCAUGCCGUCGGACGAGUGCUUAUAUUCUUGGAUUCUCACUGCGAGUGCAAUGAGGGAUGGCUCGAGCCUUUGCUCGACCGCAUAGCUGGCGAUCGAACUCGUGUCGUUUGCCCCAUAAUUGAUGUCAUCGAUGAGCAUAGCUUUCGUUAUGUAACGGCCAGUGAUAUGACUUAUGGAGGAUUUAAUUGGAAAUUUGGGUUUCGUUGGUAUACCGCACCUGAUAGUGAGCUCAUUAGGAGAAAUAAUGAUCGCACUUUACCACUUAGAACGCCUGCACUUUCGGGUGGACUUUAUGCGAUUGAUCGGCAAUUCUUUGAAUAUAUUGGCAAAUAUGACUCAAAAAUGGUCAUUUGGGGCGCAGAAAACAUUGAGAUCAGUCUUCGGAUCUGGAUGUGCGGCGGGAGUAUUGAGAUCGUCACCUGUUCUCGAGUGGGACACGUGUUUCGGAACAAAACUCCAUAUACUCUUCCGGGAGGCAGUAAUUACAUAGUUUGGCACAACACGGCCCGACUCGCACACGUCUGGUUAGACGAUUGGACACAUUUCUUCUUUACUUUGUAUCCGAGCGCUCGUCAGAUAGACGUCGGAAGUAUCUUUGCAUUGGUUUUGGUUUACAAAUGUGAAGCCCAACGAACUAGAAGUCGGAGUAGAAGUCGUGCCAAUCGUAACCGAAGUGACCAACUCUGCCAUCUUAAGGAAGUCGAUUCGUGUCUCGACAAACUCGAAGCUAUGACCAAAGGACCGAAUCCGACAGCUAUUAUCACUACUCCCGAAGGAAUUGAUAAAAUUUGUGGAACUGUGAAUGAAGUGAAUAAGUGUAUCAAAGCUUUUAUCAAAAGAUGUGGAACUCCUCUACAAAGAGAAGUGUUUGAUUUUGUGAGCGAACACUUCCAGCAGAAAAUCAAACAAUUCUGUGAUUCCGGACCUAUUCGUGAAAAUUUCUUGAAGAAUUCUGUUUGCAUUCACGAUAAAGUGUUGUCCACUUCUCAACACAAAUCCAAUUGCAAUAACAACUACUUGUCUUCACUCGAGUUUGCUAUCAAUAGGACUGAAAUCGAUGACAGGAUCGACACGUUAUGUUGCGGUCACAACACAUGGGAGGACUGCACCGACUCUAUGAUCGGCCACUCGUGCGGUUCUGAAGGACAGAAGAACUUUAAGAAUUUGAUCGACAAAGCGUUUGGAGGCAUCACUACAAUGAUAUGUCCCCGAAAUUUCUUCCCUCCGACCGGAAACAUAUGCAAGAAAUCAUUGCCUCCGCGAGGAUUCAAAGCCAAAGGCCGUCUCUCUGACAAUCCCAUCAGUAAAUACGUUACGAGUUAUUUCUCGUUUCUCUUUUCAAACACUACA